ACAAGGAGACACUGAGUACCAACCCCACAACCAGUACUCCUCCACAAACACUAAUUUCAGGCAUCAACGUUGCGUAACCGUAAGCUCCUUCCUUCCUUCACAUGCAAAGUACUCACACACUCCAAUUUUUCCUUGACUAGAGUGUUAUCAAACUCGGCUCGGACCGGCUGGCUGAACCUGAUUAUAUACUCUCUCAUCAAACACCAUGUGCUUCACGGUCACCCUGUCAUCACCCAACCCCACUCUAAUUUCUCCUUUCAUGUAACCUCAAAACCUUCCUUCUCUCUCUCCCAUGGUUACUCUCCAUCUUCAACCAUGCCUACCUUCUCCUCUCUCCCUCGGUGGAUUGGUAAGAAGCUUCUGGGGAAGAGUCCUCUGAGUACAGUGAGCAACAUCGGAGAUGGCAGCGGCGGCGGCGAUGCUGCAACCCCAAUUGUUGAUGACAGCAGUCCUAUCGGAAGCGUGGUGGAGUGUUAUGCCUGCACGCAAGUAGGCGUGCCGGUGUUCCACUCCACCAGCUGCGAUAGCUGUCAUCAACCUCAAUGGGAGGCAUGUGCGGGAUCAUCGCUGGUCCCGAUACAGAACCGAACAGGGGGGAAGACCCAGAGUUUCAGCGCCCAUUCAGGGCCGUUCGGGCACGUAGUGGAUCCGAGGAGCAAGCGCGUGCAGGUGUGGAACCGCGCGUUGCUGCUGGCGCGUGGGGUGGCGCUGGCCAUAGACCCGUUGUUUUUCUACGCGCUGUCAAUCGGGAGAGCGGGGUCGCCGUGCUUGUACAUGGACGGUGGGCUUGCGGCGAUGGUGACGGUGGCGCGCACGUGUGUGGAUGCGGUGCAUUUGCUGCACGUGUGGCUGCAGUUCAGGCUGGCGUACGUGUCGAGGGAGUCGCUGGUUGUUGGGUGUGGGAAGCUCGUGUGGGACGCACGUGCCAUCGCUUCUCACUACCUGCGAUCGUUGAAGGGAUUUUGGUUUGAUGUCUUCGUUAUCCUUCCAGUUCCUCAGGCUGUGUUUUGGUUAGUAGUACCAAAAUUGAUAAGAGAAGAGAGGAUUAAAAUCAUCAUGACCACAAUGUUGUUAAUUUUCUUGUUCCAGUUUCUUCCCAAGGUUUACCAUAGCAUCUGCAUGAUGAGAAGAAUGCAGAAAGUCACAGGCUACAUCUUUGGAACCAUUUGGUGGGGCUUUGGUCUCAAUCUCAUAGCUUACUUCAUUGCUUCUCAUGUUGCUGGAGGGUGCUGGUAUGUCCUUGCUAUUCAACGUGUUGCAUCCUGCCUGAGGCAGCAGUGUGAGAGAACUCAUGGGUGCAAUCUCUCUGUGUCAUGCUCAGAGGAGGUGUGCUACCAGUCUUUGCUACCAGCAGGCACCAUAGGAAAUCCAUGUGGUGGAAACUCAUCAGUAGUGUUAAAAAAGCCUUUGUGCUUGGAUGUUGAAGGACCUUUCAAAUAUGGGAUCUACCAAUGGGCACUUCCAGUCAUAUCUAGCAAUUCUUUAGCUGUAAAGAUUCUUUAUCCCAUUUUUUGGGGCUUGAUGACCCUCAGCACUUUUGGAAAUGAUCUUGAACCCACCAGUGACUGGCUAGAAGUUAUUUUCAGCAUAUGCAUUGUACUCAGUGGACUACUGCUUUUCACUCUGUUGAUUGGUAACAUCCAGGUAUUCUUGCAUGCUGUCAUGGCAAAGAAGAGAAAGAUGCAGCUGAGAUGCCGUGACAUGGAAUGGUGGAUGAGGAGGAGGCAGCUGCCAUCGCGAUUAAGACAAAGAGUUCGCCAUUUCGAACGGCAAAGGUGGGCAGCUAUGGGAGGAGAAGAUGAGAUGGAAAUGAUCAAAGACUUGCCUGAGGGGCUGAGGAGGGACAUCAAGCGCUAUCUUUGCCUGGACCUCAUUAAAAAGGUACCUCUUUUCCAUAACUUGGAUGAUCUUAUUCUUGAUAACAUCUGCGACAGGGUGAAGCCCCUAGUUUUCUCUAAAGAUGAAAAGAUAAUUAGAGAAGGUGACCCUGUACAGAGGAUGGUGUUCAUUGUCCGCGGACGCAUAAAGAGAAACCAAAGCCUCAGCAAAGGCAUGGUAGCCUCCAGCGUCCUUGAACCUGGAGGGUUUUUAGGCGACGAGCUCCUCUCAUGGUGCCUGCGCCGCCCAUUCAUUGACCGGCUCCCGGCUUCCUCAGCCACAUUCAUAUGCAUCGAAUCAGCUGAAGCAUUUGGCCUCGAUGCUCAUCACUUGAGGUACAUCACUGAUCACUUCAGAUACAAAUUCGCCAACGAGCGGCUGAAGAGAACAGCGAGGUACUACUCAUCCAAUUGGAGGACAUGGGCUGCUGUCAACAUUCAAUUUGCUUGGAGACGUUACAGGAAGAGGACUAGAGGAGGUCCAGUGACACCUGUGAGGGAGAAUAAUGGAGGCGCUGAUCAACGCAGGCUUUUGCAGUAUGCUGCAAUGUUCAUGUCAAUAAGGCCACAUGACCACCUUGAAUGAAAGAGCGUGUCUGUGUUUGGUUUUACUUCUGUUUUGGGUUUAAGAUCCUCAAUAAAAUCGUGUCUCAUCAAGUCCAUUAGACCUUUGAAGUUAAUAUGGAAUGGUAGUAGUGGAAUCAUUCAUGAAAUGUAUAGGAGAUAAAAAGAAAAUGAGCAAGAGUAUUUGUAAAAUCAUUGGAUUUCCAUUUGUUCAUUUUUGCUAUAUGGUAUCCUUUACCAUUUUUCUUAAUGAAUUUAUCAUGUUUGGAUCA
Molecule: messenger RNA, 2713 nt
Organism: Lotus japonicus
Lineage: Eukaryota; Viridiplantae; Streptophyta; Magnoliopsida; Fabales; Fabaceae
Product: cyclic nucleotide-gated ion channel 2
Exons: 8
Coding region: 316-2463 (715 amino acids)
Biological process (GO): monoatomic ion transport; transmembrane transport
Cellular component (GO): membrane
Molecular function (GO): monoatomic ion channel activity
Source: RefSeq, a predicted model, not a curated record